AUGGAUGGACUGAUCCACGUGGAGAGACAAAAGUUGCCUUUCACUAUUGAAAACAUACUGACCAAAUAUCCAAACAGCAAUGGAGACAGACGAUCAUGUGGAACAUGUAGCACUGGAGUAAAAGAAAAGGCAGUGAGUUCUGCUGGAGGCCAUGCAGAGGCUGUGCAUCAUGCCUGCCUGUGCUGCUGCUACUGCUCCCACUGUGGAGACCUAUACCAGACUGAUUUCAUUCAUGAAGCCUGUCAGUACGGAUGGUCCCCAGCGAUGCUCACAGAGGCGUGCAGGCUGGGAGAAGUUCACAGGGAGGAGCAGUCACCCGGUCAGGUGCAGAGGCGAACCAGACGUCACCGCACUAUUUUCACAGAGGAGCAGCUGGACGCACUAGAGGAGCUGUUCCUGCAGAACCAGUAUCCAGAUGUGACCACAAGGGAGAAACUAGCACAGCACACUCAUUUAAGGGAAGAAAGAGUAGAGCAAUGGCAGAUGGGCCAUGACUAA
Messenger RNA from Perca flavescens (yellow perch), 498 nucleotides. RefSeq names its product homeobox protein goosecoid-2. Lineage: Eukaryota; Metazoa; Chordata; Actinopteri; Perciformes; Percidae. The record is from RefSeq and is a predicted model, not a curated record. The transcript has 3 exons. The coding region runs from base 1 to 498 and encodes 165 amino acids. Gene Ontology annotation, biological process: regulation of transcription by RNA polymerase II. Gene Ontology annotation, cellular component: nucleus. Gene Ontology annotation, molecular function: DNA-binding transcription factor activity, RNA polymerase II-specific; RNA polymerase II cis-regulatory region sequence-specific DNA binding.